AACCUCCGUUCCUCCUAUAACCAUGGCCAAUGCAGCAUCUGGUAUGGCAGUGCAUGAUGAAUGCAAGCUGAAGUUUUUGGAGCUCAAGGCUAAAAGAACUUACCGCUUCAUAGUUUACAAGAUCGAGGAAGAGCAAAAGCAGGUUAUUGUGGAAAAGCUUGGCGAGCCUGCCCAAAGCUAUGAAGAUUUUACUGCAAGCCUCCCUGCUGAUGAGUGUCGCUAUGCUGUUUAUGAUUUUGAUUUUGUGACUGAAGAGAAUGUCCAAAAGAGCAGAAUCUUCUUCAUUGCAUGGUGUCCCGACACAUCAAGGGUGAGAAGCAAGAUGAUUUAUGCUAGUUCUAAGGACAGGUUCAAGAGAGAACUAGAUGGUAUUCAGGUAGAGUUGCAGGCAACCGAUCCAACUGAAAUGGGUCUCGAUGUCAUUAGAAGCCGUGCCAGCUAAAUACAAGUAUACCAUUUUCACGGUGGAGGGUUCUAUGCACUCUACAUAUAAGCGGGAUGUUCAUAGCUUGUGGCGGUGAACCUGACUGGAUUAUGAUACUGGUUUGUUUGUUUGAGUUUUAUCUUAUAGUCCUCUUCUGGAACCAAACCAGUGUCUUUGAUUAUGCUUUUAUGAUCGAUCUUGUAAUGAACCUCUGCGAUGUGUUUCUUUAUAGCCGUGCUUACAAUCUCUGGUGUAUCAUCAUCUGAUGGUAGAUAAAACCUGGAUUUGUUUUAUACAAUUCGAAAAUGGAUGCUUUGACACUUCCUCGUGUUUGCA
This is a messenger RNA of Populus euphratica (Euphrates poplar), 760 nucleotides long. Its product is annotated as actin-depolymerizing factor 2-like. The record is from RefSeq and is a predicted model, not a curated record. Bases 23 to 442 code for a protein of 139 amino acids. Gene Ontology annotation, molecular function: actin binding. The transcript is spliced from 3 exons. Gene Ontology annotation, cellular component: actin cytoskeleton. Gene Ontology annotation, biological process: actin filament depolymerization. Lineage: Eukaryota; Viridiplantae; Streptophyta; Magnoliopsida; Malpighiales; Salicaceae.